GGAAAACAUUGAGGUUACACUGGCGGAGUGAAGCUCUGAUGCACCACCGAUGGAGCCAGCGGCGGCAAGCGGGGAGGAGAGUGAUACAUCGGGGGAAGGGGAGCUGGGACCGCCCGGUGGGCUUCUACAUCAUCCUAAGUAUGCAGAGAUGAUGGCUUUAGAUAUUGGACAGAGUACACAAGUGUAUGCUGCAUUUCUGGUUUUCCUUGACCUUUUGGAAGCCAGGAAUUGGAAGGAUGUGACUUACAAGGGAUCGAAAGAGCUUCAAUUGAUUUAUCUACAGGGUUGUCCUGGAGAACAGGAAAAUAAGAAAGUGGUAGUACCGUUGCCUGUUCAUAUGUCACUGAGUCAUGAGAGAUUGUUUUUAUUUCUUGGAGACACAGAGACUGAAGAUGCUAGAAUUCGGAGGAAAAAAUAAACAAGCUGCUGGAGGAACUUGGGUGGGUCAAGCAACAUCUGUGAAAAGAAAUGGACCAACAAUUCGCAUUAACUGUCCAUCUCCAUAUAGAGGCUCUCAAUCCAAAACAUGAACUGUCCAUUUUCCUCCAUCAAUGCUGACUGACUCGUAGAGUCUUCCGACAAUUUUUUUGGUGUUUUGUUUGUUUCUCUAUAACAUGCAAGAUAAUGGAGUCACAGGCAAGAGAAGGAAGGCCUGUGGACUCUAAUCAUCCUUUUGCAUAAAAUUAUUUUGCUGUGAUCCAUUUCUGAAACAAGUAAAAUCUAAUUAGAAAAGUGCUUUGCUAAAAUCUUCAAAUUAAGUGUUCUCAUUAUCUUUACUACUUUAGAAUAUUAAAUGCCUCAUGUUUAGUUUUUAAAUUCAUUUUUAAUGCACCAUUCCUGAGGAGUUUUAUUUUCAAUUCAAUAUUUGCAUUAUAUAAUAUUGGCCAGCAAUUGAGAACCCAGAAUUAAGAUGAGCAUUUAAUUGUUCAGCCGCAUUCUCUUUGUUUUAGCAGCAAGAGAACUUUGACCUCAACUCUUGACUGCUGUAGUGGAUUUGCCCGAAGAAUGACUGAGUUAAUAAAGCUAUGUUUGUUGACUUGUAUUGACAUCAUACUGUGAAUUCCUUCUCAGGCAUUUGCUGAGUCUGUGGUUGUUAAAGGUUAAAAGGUGCUUCAGGUAGUUUCCUGAAGUGCAGCUGCAAGAUUAAGAAGGUUCUGGUUUUUCAUACUCAACAAGCUCCUUCGCUUUUGUGUGCUUUUAGUACCCUGUUACUGUGGAAACUGUACAGCAUUCAAUCUGUGGCAGAGCAGUUAUAUUCACUGUAAUGAAAGAGUUAAAUUGGAUUCCUUCUUGGUAUGUACUUAAAAAGUGUAAAACAAAGUAGAAGUUUUUCUUGACCCAUUCUUAUUCACAUAGCUGAAAACAUUCUGCAUUAUAUGGCAACUUCAUAAAUAUGUUCAUGGUACAAGCAUUGAAUCCUGUACUUAGUAGAAAGAAAUAGAAUUAAAAAUGCAAACUUUGCGGGACAAAGUGCUCUGCAGGUCGUACAACAACUGUGGAGAUUUAAUGUUUCAGGUUGAUGAACUUUCAAAAGUAGGCUUUAGUAAUGUUCCCUGAAUGAAUGGGUGAAUAUUGCAGAAGUUAGUUGGUGUAAGCCAACUACAAUGUUCUGUCAGAAAUAUGUAGUUACACAUGAAAAGUUUCUUAGUCAGCUAGGUCUGUAAGGGUUCAAAGCUUUAUGCCUCAGUUGUGCUCUUUCUCAGAUGAUGUUGUCACCUUGCUGCCUUCCUAGUCAUCAAAAUUGUUCAUCAGUCAUUGAAAUGCAUUAGGGUUCACCUUCGAAAUAAAUAUCCCUGCUGAUGUAAGGCUAAGUUUCAUGAGAAUUGUGCCUUAACAUUAUAUUGUCCCAUUGUUUUCACCAUCCCUUAAAAUUAAAUGUUAAAGCAUUAUGCUGUUGUAAUUUUUUAGAUGAACGUUAUAUGUUUCAGUAGCAUGCAAUUUUGUUUCACAGUGAGAGGCAAGCUGUUUUUAAACUUAGUCUUUCACUCUGAAACAAAACUGUCUUUCACAACCUUGUCUCUUUCCUAUCCAAACAUCAGCAGAGUAUUAAUUUUUGAAGGUUUAUUUGCUAGAAAUAAAUCUCUCUGAAGAUCCUAUUAGUUGUCCAUUAAGUAAUCUGACCAUUGGGUAUGUAAUUAGAUGCCAAGAAGUUUUUUCACCUGAUAUGUCCUCUCAUCCAUAAAGAGUGAAAUUAGAUUCUCCGUAUUCUGUUAAUGCAUGCCUUGGAAUCUGCGCACGGAUAUCUUUCCACUGCUGACUCAUCAGUGCCUCAGAAAGAUCGUAUUUUUAAUUCUGCUUCCUUGCUCUGAAUACAUAAUACAAACUUUGUUCCAUUAUCUCUUGUAUUUAAGCCAGAAUGUCGAUUGGUGGAAAGCUUGUUCACUAACUGAGGCUAGAGAAUUUAUUGAAACGUGACUUAAAACCCAUCAUCAAAGAUCUUCACCACCCAGGCCAAGCUUUUUUUCUCACUGCUGCCAUCUGGUAGAAGGUACAAGUGCCUUGGGGCUUGCACUACCAGGUUCAAGAACAGGCUCAACCAUCAGGCUUUUGAACAAAAAGGGGAAAAUACACACGCUACUUGUGUAACCAGUGGUCUCACUUUAAUGGUUGUUAUUUAUUGCUAUUUAAUAAUAUUUAUAUUUGCACAAUUUGUUGUCCAUUGAGCCUUACAGUUACUGUUCUACAGAUUUGCUAAGUAUGCCCACAGAAAAAGAAUCUUGGGGCAUACGUGGU
This is a messenger RNA of Hypanus sabinus (Atlantic stingray), 2733 nucleotides long. RefSeq names its product TSEN15 tRNA splicing endonuclease subunit (gene tsen15). Gene Ontology annotation, biological process: tRNA splicing, via endonucleolytic cleavage and ligation. The record is from RefSeq and is a predicted model, not a curated record. Gene Ontology annotation, molecular function: nucleic acid binding. Bases 50 to 418 code for a protein of 122 amino acids. Lineage: Eukaryota; Metazoa; Chordata; Chondrichthyes; Myliobatiformes; Dasyatidae. The transcript has 4 exons.